Messenger RNA from Adineta ricciae, 216 nucleotides. The record is from the annotation of a GenBank genome assembly. NCBI's taxonomy places the organism in Eukaryota, Metazoa, Rotifera, Eurotatoria, Adinetida, Adinetidae.
AUGCCUCGUGCUAUCGAUAAUAUUAAACCAUUAACAUUCACGUGUAAUUAUGUUUAUUCUAUUAAACGUUCCCUUGAAUAUAAUACUAUUGAAGUUCUUCCAAACAUAACGCAUUUGAAAAUUACGAUUGGUAUUCGACAUUCUAUAACAAGAACACCUUUUAUAAUAGUUCGUUCGAAGCAUAAUAAUUCCACGACUCUCUCUAAUUAUGAUUGA